Verticillium nonalfalfae is the source of this 363-nucleotide messenger RNA. It is a transcript of the gene SYB1, whose product is annotated as SNAP receptor, synaptobrevin. Gene Ontology annotation, cellular component: plasma membrane; SNARE complex. The record is from RefSeq and is a predicted model, not a curated record. Gene Ontology annotation, biological process: vesicle-mediated transport; vesicle fusion. The coding region runs from base 1 to 363 and encodes 120 amino acids. The transcript has 3 exons. Lineage: Eukaryota; Fungi; Ascomycota; Sordariomycetes; Glomerellales; Plectosphaerellaceae. Gene Ontology annotation, molecular function: syntaxin binding; SNAP receptor activity.
AUGCCCGAGGACGCCCCCUACGACCCCUACAUCCCCAGCGGCCAGGCUGGCGCUGCGUCUCAUGGAGCCGAGUCACAGCAGGGCGGCAAUGCGCGCACCCAGGCGCUGCAAGCGCAAAUCGACGACACUGUCGGCGUCAUGAGGGAUAACAUCAACAAGGUGUCCCAACGUGGCGAGCGUCUCGAUGCGCUGCAAGACAAGACGGACAACCUGGCCGUGUCAGCCCAGGGCUUCCGCCGCGGUGCCAAUCGCGUUCGCAAGCAGAUGUGGUGGAAGGAUAUGAAGAUGCGCAUGUGCCUCAUCGUCGGUGUCAUCAUUCUUCUCCUCAUCAUCAUCAUUCCUACUGUCAUUGCGACCAAAUAA